AUGGCUAAGUUUAAAUUGAAAAAGCCAUCUAAGAGACAGCCUGCUCGCCUUCGAUAUAAGAUUGAGAAAAAAGUUAGAGAACAUAAUAGAAAAAUAAAGAAAGAAGCAAAAAAGAAUCCUAAAUCUAAAAAAACCAAACCCAUUCAAAUACCCAAUGUUUGCCCUUUUAAAGAAGAUAUAUUGAAAGAAGUUGAAGCAGUUAAAAAACAUAAAGAAGAAGAAAGACAGAAGAAAAGAGAACAAGCAAAAUUAGAUAAACAAAAGAAAUUAGAAGAGAAAGCUGAUAAACCAUCUGUUAGUAUGGAUACUUUGGUAAAAAAUGCACAGGCAAGAGGUAAAGUUCAUGAAGCAUUCAAAGAUAAUGAGAGUCAAAGUGAUGAAAUUAAGUUUGGUAAAGAUAGACAGCAAGAAAACUCACUGAAGGCUUAUUAUAAAGAAUUCAAAAAAGUAAUUUCAGAAGCUGAAGUUAUAUUGGAAAUUGUAGAUGCCAGAGAUCCAUUAGGCACAAGAUGCGUCCAAGUAGAAGAGGCAGUUAGAGAAUCUGGAAAAAAGCUAGUUCUUGUCUUAAACAAGGCUGAUUUAGUUCCUCGUGACAAUUUAACAGCCUGGCUUAAGUAUCUUCGUAGAUCAGCCCCAGCUGUUCCAUUUAAGGCUUCCACACAGGACCAGCAGCAUAACCUUGGGAGGCGGAAGAUGAAGCAUAUUGUUAAAGAAAAAGAAAUGAAAGGUUCAGCAUGUGUAGGAGCAGAACUUUUAAUGAGUCUUCUCGGGAACUAUUGCCGUAAUCAAGGCAUAAAAACAGCUAUAACUGUGGGUGUAGUAGGGUUACCCAAUGUAGGAAAAAGUUCUAUAAUCAAUAGUUUGAAUAGAUCUAAGGCCUGUAACGUUGGUAGUACUCCUGGUGUUACUAAACAGAUGCAAACAGUUCAACUAGACUCCAAGAUUAAAAUCUUGGACAGUCCUGGCAUAGUUUUUCACUCAGGGUCUGGCAAUGAUGCCUCUGUAGCCCUCAAAAAUGCUUUACGAGUUGGCAGCUUGAAAGACCCAGUGACUCCAGCCACCGCCAUUUUGAAAAGAGCUCACAAACAUACUUUAGUGUCAUUGUAUUGUAUACCCGAGUUUAAUACUCCUCAAGAAUUCUUCGCAAGUGUCGCAUCUCGUAUGGGCAGGUUUAAGAAAGGCGGUGUUCCGGACCAGGAGGCUGCCGCAAGAAUAUUACUUAACGACUGGAAUACUGGGAAGGUUCGCUACUACACUGAGCCUCCAGAAAUAUCAGAGGAAAAAGUACACCUGGACGCGAAAAUCGUAUCGGGUUGGGCCCCGGAUUUCGAUAUCAACGCCUUCGAGGCGAUGGAAGCUGAAACCAUCGAUACGUUAGGGAUCAACGACGCAGACGAUGCCAUUAAGAUUACAAGCACAGGUCCAGUUGAAGUGGCUGAUGACAUGCAAGUUGAUGAAGAUGAGUCUAACCUUCUACCUAAAACGUUAAAUAUUGCACCAAAAAUGACAAAAACAAGUAAAAAAGUCGAUGUAGAUAUUAGUACUACAUUAGAUGGCAACACUAAGCAGAAUAAAAUGAGGAAAAUGCAAUUUAAAAAGGAUAAGAAAAAACGUGCCAGAGAUGAUAAAAAAGCCAUUGAAUUAUCAAAUUUAAUGGAUCAAGCUAUUGUUACAAGUGUUAAAAAA
Brenthis ino (lesser marbled fritillary) is the source of this 1686-nucleotide messenger RNA. The record is from the annotation of a GenBank genome assembly. NCBI's taxonomy places the organism in Eukaryota, Metazoa, Arthropoda, Insecta, Lepidoptera, Nymphalidae.